AUCAGUCCAAACAGACUGCAGUUCUUUGAAUAUGAAGCAGUAACAUUUUACUGUGAUGGGGUCCUUUAUUGUCAAGUUGUUCAUAAAUUCAAAGGGAAAAUAGAAUCAUGUAGCAAAGCUAACAUGAAAACACCAACAGGAUCAUACUGCACCAUUUCAAAUGUUUAUCCAGAGGACAGUGGGGAGUACUGGUGUGAGACUGAAGGAGGGAACAGAAGCAACAAAAUCAACAUCACUGUCACUGUUGGUUCUGUGAUCCUGGAGAGUCCUGCCAUUCCUGUAAUAGAGGAAGGAAAUGUGACUCUGUGGUGCAGAAACAAGACGGCUUCUUCCAACUUCACAACUGAUUUCUAUAAAUAUGGACAUCCCGUCCAUAAUAGCUCCACAGGAAACAUGACCAUCCACAGAGUUUCCAAGUCUGAUGAAGGACUUUACAAGUGCAGCAUUUCAGGAGUUGGAGAAUCAUCAGAGAGCUGGCUCAGUGUCAGAGCAACUAAUCCAGACAUUUGCAAUGAUACAAGACCUUCCACCUGUGAUGCCACACCUUGGAUCAUUUCCACAACUGUAUUCGGUUCACUGAUGUUGGUGGUGGGACUGUAUCACUUGGGCAAAUGUUGCUGGAAGAGAGUCAAUGGUUCAGGCUCCCCCGACGAUCAAACAGUUUCCACAGCAGCCACUAUUGAGAAUCCAGUCAGAGAAAUGUAUGCUGUUAUAAGAAAAAAAAACAGGAAGAAGAAAGAUUUCCCCAGACCUGGUGGUGGACGCUCCCGUGUGAUUUCUGUGUACGGCAGCGUGAGUCGAGAUCUGGAUGAGAGUGGCUGAAGAGGAGUGGUGGUGAUUGUGCUGUGUGUGGAUUUCCUUCCCUCUUCCCCCUGGACCCUAGCUGUGUAUAUAUAUAUAUAGAUAGAUAGAUAGAUAGAUAUGUAUAUCACUGUGGUUUACCCUUUUUCUAAAUAAACUGUCACCUUUCUGCUUACCAGGACUCGUUCUGUGUGUGAGACUGUCCAUUAGCAAUGACACCUAUGCUGAGGCUAGCAAGGAGCAGGCCCAUCCCUCCACCCAUACCCGCUUCUCGGGUGGGGACAGCUGGUGUUUAGCCAGUCUUAGAACCCAAUGACAGUGCUCUGCGCUGCUGGCCACACGGCCAACCUCCUGAACUGCUCUGUGUAGGCCACUGGCUACGUGGCCAGCCCCCUAAACUACUUGUUCUUUGUUUGGAACUCUAAUGGUCCUAAUGACCCAGUGUUUUUGUCUUUUUGGACUUUGUUUAUUAUUGUGCUGAGCUAUGUGUCUUAUUCUUUAUUUGGUAUUGUUUAGUUUCCUUCUGCUUGUAGUUUAAUCAUGUGUAUUUCUAGUUCUUAGUUACUUAUUUAUUUAGUCUGUUCUCUUUCGCGUCCUGUUUGUCUUGGUCUUGACUCUGUUUGUCCUCCCCAGCAUCUCCUGUGUCAGUUAGUUGUAUCUCACUGUAAAGUCUGUCUUGUCACCUUGUUUUGUCUUGUUCGCCGGUUUCCCAUUCAUGUCUCUGUGUAUCUGUCCGGUUUCUGUCAUGCUGUUUGUCCCUCACUCACUCCCCAUUAUUUUGGUGGAGAGUGAGUGAGUGACAGUCUUUUGUCGUGUGCACAUGUUCAGGUGUUUUCCCUCUGCCUUGAUUCCCUCUUGCAUAU
Oreochromis aureus is the source of this 1664-nucleotide messenger RNA. RefSeq names its product low affinity immunoglobulin gamma Fc region receptor II-a-like. The record is from RefSeq and is a predicted model, not a curated record. The coding region runs from base 124 to 822 and encodes 232 amino acids. Lineage: Eukaryota; Metazoa; Chordata; Actinopteri; Cichliformes; Cichlidae. The transcript is spliced from 6 exons. Gene Ontology annotation, molecular function: transmembrane signaling receptor activity. Gene Ontology annotation, biological process: cell surface receptor signaling pathway.